Messenger RNA from Salpingoeca rosetta, 14725 nucleotides. RefSeq names its product outer dynein arm heavy chain beta. Gene Ontology annotation, molecular function: ATP binding; minus-end-directed microtubule motor activity; dynein light intermediate chain binding. Gene Ontology annotation, cellular component: dynein complex. Gene Ontology annotation, biological process: microtubule-based movement. Bases 562 to 14406 code for a protein of 4614 amino acids. The record is from RefSeq and is a predicted model, not a curated record. Lineage: Eukaryota; Choanoflagellata; Craspedida; Salpingoecidae. The transcript has 5 exons.
UGGCAACGGCAGUUUUCCCCUCACACACGACGCACCACGACCACAUACACACAAAGGUGGACGCUGAGUUGAGAGAGCUGAUGAAGACAAGAGAACACACACACCCGACUACCCUUUGCCCGUGUUCUCCUCUCCCGCCAUCUCGCUUUCUCUCAUAUCUAGUGAUUUGAUCGCCGAUCAAUCUCUCCCCCUCUCUCUUUCGUUUUGGUUUGGGAUUUGAGUUUGCCGUUCUCCUUGUGUUCGGUCUUGAGUGAGUCUGUGUUUUGACUUGACUCGCUCCCAGCAAGGAAAGGCCCUCUUCAUCACCAACCAACCACACCCCCCCCCACCAGCACAACUGAAGCACCUGAAGCUAUUAUUGAUACCCACCGACGUUGAACGCGUGAACCACCGACACGCUCACACGUGCACGCACACAUCUCCACGACACACCUGCCGCUUCAGCAGUAACCACAGCCACAACAGCCCACUGUCAAGCCAAGGCGACACAGUGCGCACGCACUCGCUGCCAAACGCUACCACACACAUAUUCACACACUCUCUCUCUAAUCACCCGCAGUAAUGGGCGAUGAGGAGUGGAAGGACCCCCGGGCCGACUUCAUGGCCCACUGGGUCCUGGACACCACUAAGCAGAAGAUGGACAAAUGGCAAAAGAUGAUUGCCGUUGAGGAAUACAAACAAGCGCUGUUGGACUUCUUUGACCAGAGGGACCAGCGCUUGAUUGUGUUCUUGUUGGAUGCAAAGGGCGUGUUUCAGCCCUUGUUUGAGUUUCCAUCCAAGGUCAAGGCGAAAGGCGCCUUCUUCAUCAAGCAAGGCGCUGACACAAUCACAAAGGACAACUACAAGUCGCUGUACUGCGGUGAUUUGUCCACGUCGCCUGUUGACCAGGUCAAGUCGCUUGUGGAGGGCGUGCUCAUGCCCAUCCUGCGCAACACAGACAACAACGCCGCGUGGCCCGCCGUUGUCACCACAGACGUCUCCACGCAGGCGCAGGCGCUCAACAGCACGACGGAGGUGCUGUGCGGGCGCAUGAAGGGCCAGAUGCCGCUGCCCAUGCCCGCCGGCGCAGAGGUCCUCGACGAGGACGAUGCGGCAGCAGCACAGACGCAAGCCGGCGCCGCUGGCGACGACGAACAGCAGCAGCAGGAGGAGGAGGAGGACGCAGGCGAGGAGGAGCCAGAGAAGGAAGGAGCCAAGAAGGCGCACACUGACGAGCAGGUUAUUGCGGAGCUUGCGCGGGACAAGAGCAUGGUGCACGCGAUUGAGUCUGGCGUGAUUGAGUGGACGCGGCAGAUUCGCGAGGUGCUCAAGCGCGACUCUGCGCAGCUGCUCAUGGACGGGCAGCACCCGACAGCACUUGUUGAGCUUGACUUUUGGGCGGCAAAGUGCAAGUCGCUGCAGAGCCUGCAUAGCCAGCUCACCAGCGCGCGCAUGAAGAAGAUGCAGGCCGUGCUCGACCACGAGCAGAGCUCCUACGCGGCGGCGCUGCGCACGCUGCAGGAGGACGUGCACAGCGCGCUUGAGGAAGCAACAGACAUCAGCGCGCACCUCGAGCCCUUGCGCCGCUACCUGGAGAGCAUCGAGGAGACACCCUUUGAGGACAUGGAGAAGCUGCUGACGUCGGCAUUUCACACGGUCGAGCUCGUCUGGCGCCACGCCAAGCACUACGCAACGCCGCGCCACAUUGUCGUGCUGCUGCGCGAGAUGAUGAACCAAAUUAUCGUCGCCGUGCACAACACGCUUGAGCCGCGCAGCGUGUUCUCGCUGGAGGUGGACGAGGGCAUUGUCAAGCCACAGCACGCCCUCAAGCUCAUUGCUCUCACAGAGCGGCUGCUCGCGGACACGCGCGCCAGCAUCAACACAGCGGCCGAUCAGGGCGAGUGCCCACCGUGGAAGUUUGAGACACGCCUGGUGCUUGCGCGCCUGGACGAGUUUAAGCACCGCGUCACCAUGAUCCUGGAGCUCUUUGAGCACGCCCUCGACUUUUUCAAGCUGGAGAAGGUCGAAGUCAGCAGCGAGAAGCUGAACCGCCAGCUGAAGCAGAUGUACGACACGAUUGUUGCGCGGUGGGAGCACCUUGGCAAGGUCACUGGCGACGAAGGCUUUGACUGCCUCGACCCUGUCGUGCCUGACUUUGAAGAGGAGUACAAGAGCUUCAUGGAGCUUCGCGCGGAUUUCGACUACCGCAUCGGCGCCAUUGCCCUGCAGAGCUUUGAGCAGUGCGUGGGCCUGGAGGGCGCCUUCAAGCUCAUCCACGGCUUUAUGGGCCUGCUCGACCGCGCUGACGUCAUUGACGACGUGGGCCCGCAGUACCCGCGGCUGCUCACCAUGUACGAGGAGGACCUCGACACAGUCAAGUCCCUCUUUGACGACCUGCAGCAGCAGCCCCUGCUGGCCAAGAACAUGCCAGACACAGCCGGCCGCCUGCGCGUGCUUGCCGAGUUCCGCCAGCGCACGCAGCGCCCGCGCGACCAGUUUGUGGCCAUGAACCACCCGCUGUUCCAGACGGCCGAGUCUGAGCGCAUCUUUGCCAAGCACGACGAGCUGCUUGCUCUCUUCAAGCAGCACGAGGCAAAGGUCUUUGAGGAGUGGGCGUCGUCCGUUGGUGAGCGUAGCGAGCACAACCUCGCCCUGCCGCUCCUCGUGCGCGACCCAGACACCUUCCUCAUCCACGUCAACUUUGACCCGCAGCUGGUGGCCGUGCUGCGCGAGGUGAAGUACCUGCAGACGCUGCACAACGCCGCCGUGGUCUCCACCCGGCCCAACACCGCCGCCCGCAAGCCCUCCACCGCGCCCGGCACCAAGCGCGCAUCCCAGCAGCAGCAGCAGCAGCAGGAGCAGCAGCAGCAGGAGCAGGACAAGGACAAGGAGGCGGCCACGGAGAACGGGGGCGCCGCGGGCCCGAUGAAGCUCAAGGCCGGCAAUCACGACAUCCCCGACAGCGCAACAGCCAUCUUCGCGCGCAACGAGCAGUUCCACGAGGUGCUUGGCAACCUCAACAUUGCCGUCACAGAGUACAACCGCAUCCAGGAGCACCUGCUUGACGUGGAGGCGCCGCUGGUGGAGCAGGAGUUGGCGGCCAUCGACGCGCACCUUGAACGCGGCAUCAACGAGCUCAACUGGAACUCGUCCGAGACAGAGGCAUACUGCCUGCAGAUGAAGGAGGUGAUUGAGGACCUGAGCGACCGCCUGUCCAGCUCCAAGACCAACGUCGAGGUGAUGACAAAGGACAUGGCGGAGUGGUACGUCGACCCGCUCUUCGUCCGCGACCACAAGUCCGGCCUGUUGCAGAUUCAGGACCGCACCAAGCUCAUGGCGCCACACAAGGACAAGAUCCGCAAGACGGGCCUCAAGUUUAUCCGCUUGCUUGAGGAGAACAGGCAGCUCUUUGGCGUGGAGCACAGCGACCCCAACUGGCAGGCGUACGUCGACUUUGUUGACCAGCUUGUCCUCAACGGCCUCUACAACGUCGUGCACGUGUCCAUGGCCUACCUGCUUGAUCGCAUGGAGGGUAAGGAAACCGCCGCCGCCAACGCCGCUGCGGCGGAUGGCGACGUUGACACGACCGCUGCUGCUGCCGCCACCGCUGCUGGUGCUGCCCGCCAUGGCGCUGGCGCUGGCACACACGCGCACGGCGGCGAGAAGCACCGCCCGCUGCAGGACGGCAAGAUGUCGCUCAUUGCGCCCGAAAUCUGCUUUGAGCCCGGCAUCAACGACACCGACCCGCAGCCGUCGCUCCUGGAGCAGAACUUGCAGGUUGUGUCCGACUUUCUGGACGUGGGCUCGCUGUUCCCGCGGCUGUCGCAGCACGCGGGCGGGCGGUCGUACCGGGAGGAACUGGCGGACAUGGAGGAGCUCAUGGACCUGCAGGACGAGCUGGAGAGCAAGGUCAACGCCGCCGUCGACGCUGCCCUGGAGCUGGAGCAGACGCUGCGCAACAAGUACGAGCACCUGUGGCGCGACGACAUGGACGACUUCUUGGAGCAGUUCCUCAAGUACGGGCACGUGCUGACGCAAGAGGAGAUUGAGGCCGCUGCGGAGGAGGGCGGGCAGGUGGAGGAGAACCCGCCCACGCUGGAGCAGUUCCAGGAGAACAUUGACAAGUACAACGCCGUUGCCGAGGAGGUGAAGGCCCUGGACGACUCGAGCGUGUUUGACGGCUGGCUGGUGAUUGACAGCCGAAGCUUCAAGUACGAGCUGUACAACAUCAUCAAGAAGUGGAGCUUCCUGUUCCUCAACCACCUGCAGACACACGUCACCUCCAGCCUCAACGACCUGCAGACGUUUAUCGAGUCGGCCAAGGUUGGCCUGACCAAGGAGGUGCCCGAGGGCGACUACGACGCGCUGGUCGGCGUGAUGGGCUACCUCAACGCCCUCACCUCCCGCGCGGAGGCCACCGACGCCAUGUUCGGCCCGCUCGGCGACACGGUGAAGCUGCUCAACACGUACGAGGUGGAGGUCGGCCCCGAGGUGCUGACGCAGCUGGACAAGCUGCCGGAGCGCUGGACCGACUGCAAGAAGCUCGCCAACCAGGUGAGCAACGACGUCGCGCCGCUGCAGGCCGACGAGGUGGCCAAGCUCAAGCGCAAGGCCAACCAGUUUGACGUGCGCAACUUUGAGUUCCGCGAGGACUUUGUCAAGCGGGCACCCACGCGGUACGACGCGCAGCGGGUGUACCAGCAGAUUGACAACCACUACCGCGAGUACCUGGAGAUGGACGCGGAGAUGUCCAAGCUGGCCGAGUCCGCCACCCUCUUCAACGUCAAGCUGCCGGAGUACAAGCAGCUGCGCGCGUGCAAGCGCGAGCUCAUCAUGCUCAAGAACCUGUGGGACAUGGUUUUCGUCGUGCGCUCCGAGUUUGCGGCGUGGAAGACGACAAAGUGGAAGGAGGUGAACGUGGAGAACAUGGAGAUGGAGUGCAAGCGCUUUGUCAAGGAGAUUCGCAAGUUGGACAAGGAGUCCCGCGCGUGGGAGGCGUUCAACGGCGUGGACAACGAGGUGAAAAACAUGAUCACGUCGCUGGGCGCCGUCGGCCUGCUGCAGAGCCCCUCCAUCCGCGACCGCCACUGGCAGCAGCUCAUGCAGGCGACGGGCGUGAAGAUUGUCAUGACCGAGGACACGCGGCUGGCCGACCUGCUCGCGCUCAACCUGCACAACUUCGAGGACGACGUGGCCACGAUUGUGGACCGCGCCAACAAGGAGCAGGGCAUGGAGAAGACGCUGCGGGAGCUGGACGCGACGUGGAGCGCGCUCGAGUUUGAGUACGACACGCACAAGUCCACGGGCACGCCACUGCUGAAGACGUCUGAGGAGCUGAUUGAGACGCUGGAGGACAACCAGGUGCAGAUCCAGAACCUCAUGACGUCCAAGUACAUUGCGUACUUCCUGGAAGACGUCUCUGGCUGGCAGAAGAAGCUGUCCACGGCAGACUCUGUGAUUGAGAUUUACACGGAGGUGCAGCGCACGUGGUCGCACCUCGAGUCCAUCUUCAUUGGCUCCGAGGACAUUCGGCAGCAGCUUCCGGAGGACAGCAAGCGCUUUGACACCAUUGACGUCGACUUCAAGGAGGUGGCGCACGACGCCGCCAAGACGCCCAACGUGAUUGAGGCCACGAACAAGGCCGGCCUGUACGAGAAGCUGGAGAACAUCCAGUCGCGCCUGGGCCUGUGCGAGAAGUCGCUGCAGGAGUACCUGGAGACGAAGCGGCUGGCGUUCCCGCGCUUCUACUUCGUGUCCGGCGCGGACUUGCUGGACAUUCUGUCCAACGGCAACAACCCGCCCAAGGUUGCCAAGCAGCUUGCCAAGCUGUUCACGGCCAUGGGCGGCCUGAAGCAGCCGGACGACGACCCCAACACCGCGCUCGGCAUGUACGCCACGGACGGCGAGUACGUGGAGUUUACGCGCGAGUGUGUGCUGCAGGGCCGCGUGGAGGACUGGCUGAACCACCUCCUGGACGUGCACCGCGACACGCUGCGCGACAUUCUGGCCGAGGCCGUCGUUGGCUACGAGGAGAAGCCGCGGCGCGAGUGGGUGUUUGAUUACCCAGCGCAGAUCUCGCUCACGGGCACGCAGAUUUGGUGGGCCACAGAGGUGACCAUUGCCUUCUCACGCCUGGAGGAGGGCUUUGAGACGGCGAUGAAGGAGUACAACAAGAAGCAGGUGUCGCUGCUCAACGACCUCAUCCGCCUGCUGCAGGGCAAGCUGAGCAAGGCGCACCGCCGCAUGCUGCAGACCAUCUGUACCAUUGACGUGCAUUGCCGUGACGUCGUCAUCCACCUCAUCAACGUCAAGGCGGAGUCUGCCGAGGCGUUUGACUGGCAGUGCCAGCUGCGCCACAUCUGGGACGAGCAAGCCAAAUUGUGCCGCGUGCACAUUUGCGAUGCCCGCUUCAACUACGCCUACGAGUACCUGGGCAACGUGCCGCGGCUGGUGGUCACGCCGCUCACGGAUCGCUGCUACAUCACCCUCACGCAGUCCCUGCAUCUCAUCAUGUCCGGCGCCCCUGCUGGCCCCGCCGGUACGGGCAAGACAGAGACCACCAAGGAUCUUUCCAGGUGUAUCAGUCUUCCCAUCUACGUGUUCAACUGCAGUGAGCAGAUGGACUACAAGUCUGUUGGCAACAUCUACAAGGGCCUGGCGCAGUCUGGCGCGUGGGGCUGCUUCGACGAGUUCAACCGCAUCUCCGUCGAGGUGCUCUCUGUCGUCGCCGUGCAGGUGAAGACCAUCCAGGACGCCAUCCGCGCCAAGAAGCAGCGCUUCAACUUCCUGGGCGAGGUGAUCUCCCUCACCCCGUCUGUGGGCAUCUUCAUCACCAUGAACCCCGGCUACGCCGGCCGCACCGAGCUGCCGGAGAACAUCAAGGCGCUCUUCCGCCCCUGUGCCAUGGUCGUGCCCGACUACGGCAUGAUCUGCGAGAUUAUGCUCGUGUCCGAAGGUUUCCUCGACGCCAAGCUGCUUGCGCGCAAGUUCAUCACGCUCUACACGCUCAACCGCGAUCUCCUCUCCAAGCAGGACCACUACGAUUGGGGCCUGCGCGCCAUCAAGUCUGUGCUCGUCGUUGCGGGCGCUCUGAAGCGGGCGGACCCGGACCGCUCCGAGGAGGAGGUGCUCAUGCGCGCCCUCCGCGACUUCAACAUCCCCAAGAUUGUCAACGAGGAUCUGCCCGUGUUUAUGGGCCUCAUUGGCGACCUGUUCCCCGGCCUGGACGUCCCGCGCAAGCGUGACAUGGACUUUGAGAAGACGGUGCGCGAAGCUGUGCUGUCCCUCGGCUACCAGGCGGAGGACAGCUUCCUGCUCAAGAUUGUGCAGCUGCAGGAGCUGCUUGACGUGCGCCACUCUGUGUUUGUGCUCGGCCCCGCCGCCACGGGCAAGACGGGCGUCCUGCGCUCCCUCAACAAGACGUACCAGCUGCAAGGGCGCAAGCCCAUCUGGGCCGACCUCAACCCAAAGGCGGUCACCAAUCACGAGCUGUACGGCUACAUCAACCUGGCCACGCGCGAGUGGGUGGACGGGCUCUUCUCGCACAUCAUGCGCGACAUUGCCAACUCCCCCGGCGACAGCCCCAAGUGGAUGGUGCUGGACGGUGACAUUGACACCAUGUGGAUCGAGUCCCUCAACACGGUCAUGGACGACAACAAGGUGCUCACGCUCGCCUCCAACGAGCGCAUUGCCCUGCAGCCGUCCAUGCGCCUCCUGUUUGAGAUUGCCAACCUCACCUACGCCAGCCCCGCCACCGUGUCGCGCGCGGGCAUCCUCUUCGUCAACCCAACCGAUCUCGGCUGGAACCCGUUUGUUGCGUCGUGGAUUGAGACGCUGGAGAGCCCCGGGCAGCGCACCAACCUCAUGAUCCUCUUUGAGAAGUACGUGCCGCCGUGCCUCGACGCGCUGCGCACGCGCUUCAAGACCAUCACCCCGAUGACCGAGUGGUCCAUGGUCAACACGUUGUGCCACCUGCUCGAGCUGCUGCUCACCCCGGAGCACACGCCCGAGGGCUGCCCCAAGGAGGACUACGAACUCUUCUUCGCCUGGGCGGCCGUGUGGGCCUUUGGCGGCCAGCUCUUCAAGGACCAGCUGGUCGACUGGCGCGAGGAGUUUAGCAAGUGGUGGGUCACCGAGUUCAAGACGGUCAAGUUCCCCAGCAGCGGCACGGUCUUUGACUACUACAUCAACAAGGACAAGAAGUUCUGCCCCUGGUCCGAGCUCGUGCAGCCAAUGGAGUACGACCCGGAGGUGCCCAUGUCCUCUGCGCUCGUGCCUACCACGGAGACGGUGCGCGUGCGCUACUGGAUGGACCUGCUCGUGGACGCGGGCCAGCCCGUGCUGCUGGUGGGCUCGCCAGGUACCGGCAAGACGGCCACCAUCCUCGACAAGCUGCGCUCGCUCAACAGCGACGAGUGGAUCUACUCCAUCACGUCGUUCAACCACUACACGACGCACCACACCAUCCAGGGCGUGCUGGAGGAGCCCCUGGAGAAGAAGGCCGGCAAGAACUUUGGCCCCCCGGGCACAAAGCGUCUCGUGUACUUUGUGGACGACCUGAACAUGCCCGAGGUGGACCUGUACGGCACGGCGUCGCCGCACACGGUCAUGCGCCAGCACCUCGACUACGACCACUGGUACGACCGCCAGAAGCACACGCUCAAGAUUGUGUCCAACACGCAGUACAUGGCCAGCAUGAACCCCAAGGCCGGCAGCUUCACCAUCAACCCGCGCCUGCAGCGCCACUUUACCGUGUUUGCCAUCAGCCCGCCCGGCGACGCCGCCCUCACCACCAUCUACACGCAGCUGCUCACGGGCCACCUCAAGAACGCGGGCUUCAGCAAGAGCGUGCUGAGCAAGGCGGUGGAGCCGACCAUCACCGCCGCCAUCAAGAUCCACACAAAGGCGUCCAGCACCUUCCUGCCAACAGCCAUCAAGUUCCACUACGUCUUCAACCUGCGUGACCUCACCAACGUGUUCCAGGGCAUCGCCUUCUCCACGGGGGACACGUUCAAGACGCCGCUGCAGGUCGCCCGCCUGCUCCUGCACGAGUGCGAGCGCGUGUACUCGGACAAGCUCGUCACGGAGGAGGACCUGGUCCUCUUCAAGAAGUUCAGCGAGCAGAUUAUGACCGAGUCGUUCCCCGACCUGGAGGCGGAGCAGCUGCUGGCGGAGCCGCGCAUCCACACGCACUUUGCCGGCGGCAUUGGCGAGCCCAAGUACAAGCAGGUCAGCAGCAUGCAGUCGCUCAACACCAUCCUGAACGAGGCGCUGUCCAACUACAACGACGUCAACUCGGCCAUGAACCUGGUGCUCUUCCGCGACGCCAUGCAGCACGUCUGCCGCAUCAACCGCAUCCUGGAGAGCCCGCGCGGGAACGCCCUCCUGGUCGGCGUCGGCGGCUCCGGUAAGCAGUCGCUCUCGCGCCUGGCCGCGUCCAUCAGCGGCCUUGACGCCUUCCAGAUCACGCUGUCCAAGGGCUACGGCAUCAAUGAGCUCAAGGCGGACCUGGCGAGCUGCUACAUCAAGGCCGGGCAGAAGGGCCAGGGCGUCAUGUUCCUCAUGACCGACAGCCAGGUUGGCGACGAGGGCUUCCUCGUCCUCAUCAACGACCUGCUUGCCUCUGGCGAGAUCCCGGGCCUGUUUGCGGACGACGAGAAGGCGGAGAUUGUCGAUGGCGUGCGCGGCGAGGUCAAGUCUGCCGGCAUGCAGGACACGACGGAGAACUGCUGGGCCUUCUUCAUUGACCGCGUGCGCCGCCUGCUCAAGGUUGUGCUGUGCUUCUCCCCUGUCGGCGACACGCUGCGCAAGCGCGCGCGCAAGUUCCCGGCCAUUGUCAACUGCACGUCCAUUGACUGGUUCCACGAGUGGCCGGAGGACGCGCUUGUUUCCGUGUCGCGCAGCUUCCUGGGCGACGUGGAGCAGGUGCCCGAGGACCUCAAGGACCCCAUCUCCCAGUUUAUGGCGUACGUGCACGGCUCCGUCAACGAGAUGAGCCAGACGUUCCUCGCCAACGAGCGCCGCCACAACUACACCACGCCCAAGUCGUUCCUGGAGCAGAUUGCGCUGUACCAGCACCUGCUAGAGCAGAAGCACACGGAGCUGCAGAACGCCAUGGACCGCAUGGAGAACGGCCUGACGAAGCUCAAGAGCACGGCUGCGCAGGUGGACGACCUCAAGGAGAAGCUCAAGGCGCAGGAGAUUGAGCUCGACCAGAAGAACAGGGAGGCCGACGCCCUCAUUGAGAAGGUUGGCGUGGAGACGGAGAAGGUCAACAAGGAGAAGGAGGUGGCUGCUGUGGAGCAGGAGAAGGUGCGCGUCAUCAACGAGGACGUCUCUGCCAAGCAGAAGUCGUGCGAGGAGGACCUGGCCAAGGCCGAGCCCGCGCUCGUUGCGGCGCAGGAAGCCCUCAACACGCUUAACAAGAACAACCUGACGGAGCUUAAGUCCUUCGGCGCGCCGCCAGCCAUUGUCGUCACCGUCUCUGCGGCGGUCAUGUGCCUGCUGGCGCCGGGCAAGGUGCCCAAGGACCGCUCGUGGAAGGCCGCCAAGGCCAUGAUGGGCAACGUCACCGAGUUCCUCGACAAGCUGCUCAACUACGACAAGGAGAACAUCCCGGAGCCCAACCUCAAGGCCGUGUACCCGUACCUCAAGGACCCGGAGUUUGACCCGGACUUUGUGCGCGGCAAGUCGCUCGCCGCCGCCGGCCUGUGUGCGUGGGCGCGCAACAUUGUCACCUUCUACGAGAUUUUCUGCGACGUGGAGCCCAAGCGGCAGGCGCUGGCUGCGGCCAACGCGCAGCUGGAGGCGGCGCAGACCAAGCUGAACAAGAUCAUGGACAAGAUCAAGAAGCUCGACGAGGCGCUGCACCGCCUGCAGAUGGAGUUCCAGGAGGCCACGGACGCCAAGCUCAAGUGCCAGGCGGAGGCCGACGCCACCAACCGCACCAUCUCGCUGGCCAACCGCCUCGUGGGCGGGCUUGCCUCUGAGAAGGAGCGCUGGGGCGAGGCCGUGCAGAACUUCAAGCAGCAGGGCAUCACGCUGCCCGGUGACGUGCUCAUGGUGACGGCGUUCAUCUCCUACACGGGCUGCUUCACCAAGAAGUACCGCGACAUGCUGUACAACGAGCGCUGGGUGCCCUUCCUCAAGUCUGGGCUCAAGUCGCCCAUUCCCUGCACGGAGGGCCUGGACCCGCUGGCCAUCCUCACGGACAACGCGCAGGUUGCCUCGUGGCAGAACGAGGACCUGCCUGCCGACCGCGUGUCCACGGAGAACGCCACCAUCCUGCUCAAUGCCAAGCGCUGGCCGCUCAUCAUUGACCCGCAGGAGCAGGGCAUCAAGUGGAUCAAGAAGCGCGAGGGCGAGGACCUGCGUGUGGUGCGCCUGGGCCAGAAGGGCUACCUGGACACGAUUGAGCGCGCCGUGGGCAACGGCGACUGCCUGCUCAUUGAGAACCUGGGCGAGGACGUGGAGCCCGUGCUGGACAACCUGCUUGGGCGGCAGCUCAUCAAGAAGGGCCGCGCCGUGAUGAUUGGCGACAAGGAGGUGGAGUACAGCCCCACGUUCCGCCUCAUCCUGCACACGAAGAUGGCCAACCCGCACUACAAGCCCGAGCUGCAGGCGCAGUGCACGCUCAUCAACUUCACCGUGACGCAGAGCGGGCUGGAGGACCAGCUGCUGGCGGACGUCGUCACUGCGGAGCGCCCGGACCUGCAGGAGACCAAGGCCAAGCUGACGCAGGAGCAGAACCAGUACGCCAUUACGCUCAAGGAGCUCGAGGACGCGCUGCUGGCGCGCCUGUCUUCUGCGGAGGGUGACUUCCUGCAGGACGAGGCGCUCGUUGUCGGCCUGGAGGAUACGAAGAAGACGGCCGAGGAGAUUGCGGAGAAGGUGAAGGAGGCCAAGGUGACGGAGGAGGAGAUCAACCGCAACCGCGAGCUGUACCGCCCCGCCGCCGCGCGCGCCGCCCUGCUCUACUUCAUCAUCAACGAGCUGGACAAGAUCCACCCCAUGUACCAGAUCUCGCUUAAGGCGUUCAAGGUGGUGUUUGCGCACGCCAUCUCCAUCUCGGAGCCCGCGGAGGAGGUGAAGGCGCGCGUGGACAACAUCACGGAGACCAUCACCUUCUCCGUGUUCAACUAUGUCUCGCGCGGCCUGUUUGAGCGCGACAAGCUCAUCUUCUCCUCGCAGAUGGCCCUGCAGAUUCUCGCCAAGCGCGGCGAGAUUGUGCCCGCGGAGCUCGAGUUUCUGCUCAAGGCGCCGUCCGUGCCCAACGUGGUGAGCCCCGUUGACUUUAUGAGCCACGCCUCGUGGGGCAACCUCAAGGCGCUCUCGGCGCUGGAGGCGUUUGCCAACCUCGACCGGGACGUGGAGGGCUCGGCCAAGCGCUGGAAGAAGUUCUGCGAGAGCGAGGUGCCGGAGAAGGAGAAGUUCCCUGGCGAGUGGAAGAACAAGACGCUCAUGCAGCGGCUGUGCAUGAUGCGCUGCUUCCGCCCGGACCGCAUGCUGUACGCCAUGUCGCUGUUUGUGGCGGAGGUGCUCGGCGAGAAGUACACGGCGGGCCGCGUCAUGGAGUUUUCAAGGACGUUUGAGGAGACGUCGCGCGCCACGGGCGUCUUCUUCAUCCUCUCCCCGGGCGUGAACCCGAUUCUGCAGGUGGAGCAGCUUGGCAACAAGCUCGGGUUUGCCUUUGACAACAACAACUACCACCAGGUGUCGCUUGGCCAGGGCCAGGAGGUUGUUGCGGAGAACGCGCUGACGGUGGCGGCGGAGAAGGGCCACUGGGUUGUGCUGGAGAACAUCCAUCUGGUGAAGAAGUGGCUGCCGAGCCUGGAGAAGAAGCUUGAGCAGUGCUCGCUGGAGGCGCACGACGACUUCCGCUACUUUUUGACUGCGGAGCCCGCGUCCACGGCGGCCUCGCACAUCAUUCCCCAGGGCAUCCUGGAGGCGUGCAUCAAGAUCACAAACGAGCCGCCCACGGGCAUUCAGGCCAACCUGCACGCCGCGCUGGACAACUUCAACCAGGACACGCUGGAGAUGUGUGCCAAGGAGAACGAGUUCCGCAAGCUGCUGUUCUCGCUCGUGUACUUCCACGCGGUGGUGCUUGAGCGGCGCAAGUUCGGGCCCAUGGGCUGGAACCGCAACUACCCCUUCAACACGGGCGACCUGACCAUCUCCUGCAACGUGCUGCUCAACUACCUGGAGAGCAACAACACCGUGCCGUGGACCGACCUGCGCUACCUCUUUGGCGAGAUUAUGUACGGCGGGCACAUCACGGACAACCUUGACCGGCGCCUGUGCAACACGUACCUGAUGGAGUUUAUGCGGCCGGAGAUGCUGGACACGGAUCUGGAGCUUGCGCCCGGGUUCCUGUGCCCGAACAGCAUGGAGUACAACGAGUAUCACGAGUACAUUGACGAGAACCUGCCGCCGGAGUCGCCCUACCUGUACUGGAUGCACCCCAACGCGGAGAUUGAGUUUUUGACGGUGACGUCGCAGCGGCUGUUCUCGACGGUGCUUGAGCUGCAGCCGCGGGAGACAGCGGCGAGUGGCGGCGAGGGUGCCGGGCAGACGCGCGAGGAGAAGAUCAAGGCCAUCCUGGACGACAUUCUGGAGAAGCUGCCGGAGGAGUUCAACAUGCUCGAGUUCAACCAGCGGCUGCCCGCGGAGGAGCGCACGCCGUAUUCCAACGUGGCGUUCCAGGAGACGGCGCGCAUGAACAAGCUGACCAACGAGCUUCGGCGGCAGCUGAAGGAGCUUGACCUUGGCCUCAAGGGCGAGCUGACCAUCACGGAGGCCAUGGAGGAGCUGAGCCACGCGCUCGAGCUGAACAAGGUGCCGGCCAACUGGGAGAGCAUGGCGUACCCGAGCACGAAGCCGCUUGGCCCGUGGUAUGCGGAUCUGCUGGAGCGCAUCAAGUUCCUGGAGGCGUGGUCGACGGACUUUGCGCUGCCCGCUGUGGUGUGGCUGGGCGGGCUGUUCAACCCGCAGUCGUUCCUCACCGCCAUUCUGCAGCAGACGGCGCGCAAGAAUGAGUGGCCGCUGGACAAGAUGUGCAUGAACUGCGACGUGACGAAGAAGUACAACAAGGAGGACUUUACCACGCCGCCGCGCGAGGGCUCGUACAUCUGCGGUCUGUUUAUGGAGGGUGCGCGCUGGGACACGGGCAGCGGCAUCAUCCAGGAUGCCCGGCUGAAGGAGCUCACGCCCACCAUGCCCAUCCUCUACUUGAAGGCCAUUCCCGUGGAGAAGCGCGACACGCGCAACAUUUACGAGUGCCCGACGUUCAAGACCAAGGAGCGUGGCCGUGCCAACGAGCAGGUCGCUGUGGGCGUCUGCCCGGGCUUUGUCUGGUCGUUUGACCUUCGCACCAAGGCCCACCCGAACAAGUGGACGCUGGCUGGCGUUGCCCUCUUGCUCUCCGACUAACUUCUGCGUUUCUGUGUGUGUGUGUGUGUGUGUGUGUGUGUGUGUGUGUGUGUGUGUGUGUGUGUGUGCUUGUUUGUGUGUGCUUGUUUGUGUGUGUGUGUGUGUGUGUUUCUUCGUGUGAUUCGUGUUUGUUUUGUUUCGUGUAUCUGUCUGUGUGUGCCCUUCUUGCAACUAUACACUGCUCUUGCUUGUUUGCGUGUUGGUGCUUUCCCAAACUACAUCCCACGCAUGAUGAUGUCACUGUUCUUUCCCAUUGCUUUGUUGUUGUUUCAUUGCUGCGUCUCUGAAGAAGCGAGCGAGCGAUAAAUACUCGACACAU